AUGAAGACGACACGCUGCCUCUUCUGCCGGGUCGGCUCUGCGGCAACCCCCAAAUCACAACCCUCGUCCCGCGCCUUCAGCACCACACCCGCGACGCAAGCAAAAGGCAAACCCGCAUACCCAAAUGUCAGAGCCGUCGACCUCGGUCUCGUCCAACAGCGCGUCGAUGCAGCCGCCCGCACAUUCAAACCCUAUACACCGCGAGAAAAGCAACUGCUGGCCCUGAAAUACACCCCCGCCCAGGUCCGCGCCAUCGAAGCCGCCGAAGCAAGCAUCGACCCCAAAGAUGUAGUCAGACAAGGCAAGAUCCGCCGCGACACCUUUGCUUUGACCUACAUCGACGACCUCGCAAAGAUCCAACCUCUGGUGGAUAAGCCAGUGCGCGCCCCCACCGACGACAUUGAUCCAGGCAUCCGCAUGCGCACCGAAGACGAACAAGACAGCUUGGCACCAGAGAUGCCCAAGAUCAAGAGUUUGGGCAUGAAGUUCGAGUCUGAAGACGAUGACCCCCAUCUCCAGCGCUUGAUGCAGCAGACAGGUCUCACCAAGGAGGCAAUCAGAAGGAUCAGAUGCAAGACUUUGGUCAACCAUCGUGUAGUCAACCAGACUCGCAUGGGAAAGAUCCAAUCCAUGUACUACCUCACCAUUGCCGGAAACGAAAACGGCAUGUUGGGCAUUGGUGAGGGCAAGGCGGGUGAAGACGAAGACGCCAUUCGUCAGGCUCAGUACGCUGCCAUCAGAAACAUGAAGCCCAUCCCGCGUUACGAGAACCGCACCAUCUUUGGUGAGGUCGAGGCCAAGGUCGGCGCUUCUGUUGUUCAGCUCUCCUCCCGUCCACCAGGCUUCGGUAACAGAUGCCAACAUCUCAUCUACGAAAUGGCUCGUGCAGCGGGUAUCUCAGACCUGAGCGCCCGCUGCCCUCGCAGUCGCAACCCCAUGAACAUUGUCAAGGCCACCUACGAAGCCCUCAUGAAGCAACGCCUACCCGAAGACGUCGCUCGUGCCCGUGGUCGCAAGCUGGUCGAUGUGAGAAAGGUUUACUACCAAGGUCUGACCUCAUAA
This is a messenger RNA of Aureobasidium namibiae CBS 147.97, 1062 nucleotides long. RefSeq lists its product as uncharacterized. The record is from RefSeq and is a predicted model, not a curated record. Gene Ontology annotation, cellular component: ribosome. Gene Ontology annotation, molecular function: structural constituent of ribosome; RNA binding. Bases 1 to 1062 code for a protein of 353 amino acids. The transcript is spliced from 3 exons. Lineage: Eukaryota; Fungi; Ascomycota; Dothideomycetes; Dothideales; Saccotheciaceae. Gene Ontology annotation, biological process: translation.